UGCAAAUCUGCAAAAGUGACACAUGUGAAAGGGAAAAAUGGAAACGUCAAAACUUGAUACGUGGUACAGGUUAUGAUGUUCAAAAUAUUUGUUUCAAAUUUUUUAAAUACUUUCAUUUUUAAUCUAAAAAAGUGUUGUAAAAUUUAGUAAAAAACACAAUAAUGGGCAAGGCAGUCAGCAAAAAUUUGGAACUGACAGCAAAUGAAUAUUGUUUAAAGUUUGUGGGAAAUGAUCCCAUUUCUAAAAAUGAUCCCUUUUGGAACAGGUUUCUAGCAUACAAUUUAAUUCCACCGAUGACACUAGAUGAUCAGUUGUCUCUAGAGGCAAGAAUUGAACCUCUAUGUAAAGAACUUUUGAAGAAUAAUUUAACCACUGGAAAUUUCAGUACACUUAUUCAUAUAUUCCUUGAUAGAUCUACUGAAUUAUUAUCGGCAACAAAUACACAAGCGAACUUAUUUAACUGGCAACUGUUUAAUACAUUAUUUAUAAUAAGAUGUAUCUUGAAAUUUCUAAUAGAAAUUGUUUCUGAGGAUGAGCUAAUCAAGCACAUAGGCUUAAAAGGCAGUGUAAAUUUACUGGAGUCAUUUAUAGGCACUUUAGUAGGUAUAAUAGUAGAUGUUCCAGUUGAAGAUUCAACAUAUCUAAUUCAUUUAGAAUCGGUAACAUGUCUUUUGAUUUGCCUCUCCACCCAGUACCAUAUAGGUGGCAGGUCAGAUCAAAGCACAAUUUACAGACUAAUGAUGAGUGGGAAGCAUGUAAUACACUCACCUGUUCUAGUCAAGAGUCUGAUGUCUAAUUUUAUAAAACAGCUCAGGUUACCUGCAGGAAGUGAGGGUCACAGUAUUGUUUUAGAUUUGGCUUCCAAUAUUUGGUCAGUUCUAACAUUUGCAAAAAAACCGACUGAAGAAUAUUUGGAAUCGGACGAAAAUUCCUAUCAGUAUACGCCCUUAGCAACCCAAAGCUUGCUUUUACUUCUAGUUUUAGUUCAUCAUUGGACCACAAAAUCGAACCCUUAUAGAAAUUGUUUAUUUUCGUGUCUAGAUAGUCAAGACACAAAUCCUGUACCACCAUCCAAAGUUUCCGGUUUAUUUAAAAUAGAUUUUAAUAAUUUGUACCUAGCAUUAUGUAAAAAGGCCUCAGGGGAUGCUGCAACAUUGCUUCUGUAUUUGUUAUUACAUCGAAAUCAGUCAUUUAAAUCUUACAUUUUACGAAGGGAAGAUUUAGAUCUUUUGAUUGUUCCAAUUUUGAAAAGUUUAUACAAUGCACCCAACAGUAAUUCUCAUCAUAUUUACAUGUCGUUAAUAAUUUUGCUUAUUUUAAGUGAAGACGACAGUUUCAAUGAGGUUAUACAUGAUUUGAAACUUAAAAACGUUACCUGGUACUUGGAGCGAGCUUUAACAGAUAUAUCGUUAGGAGGUUUGCUCAUUCUAAUAGUAAUACGAACUGUACAGUACAAUAUGUUAAAAAUGAGGGACAAAUACUUGCACACGAACUGCUUAGCAGCUCUUGCCAAUAUGUCAGCACACUUCAGAAAUCUACAUCCAUAUGUAAGCCAAAGACUGGUUUCCCUUUUUGAAACACUCGCCAAAAAAUAUAAUAGGUUGGUAACAAGACUGAAACCUGGGAAUUCUCAGAUAGACAAUAAAGUAGCUUUAGAGGUUGAACCAGAAUCGAGUGAUGCCGAGCAAGACAUUUCUGUCUUAGAAGAGGUAUUAAGGAUGGUUUUAGAAAUCCUUAAUUCGUGUCUAACUACACAACUGGGCAAUAAUCCGAAUCUAAUUUAUACGUUGCUUUACAAUAAAAGCACAUUCGAAGCGUUUAAGGACAAUAUUGUUUUUCAGGAUAUCAUUUUCAAUAUUGACACUAUCUUGAAAUAUUUUUCACAGCUUUUACAUGAAAAAUCAUUGGAUCAUGAAGUAGAUGCUCGCCAUGUGCUUCUCAUUAUACAACAAGGAGUGAGGAGUUGGCCAAAAGAAAAACUAACGAAAUUCCCUGAUCUCAAAUUUAAAUACGUAGAAGAAGAUCAACCCGAAGACUUUUUCAUUCCAUACAUUUGGGCCUUGGUAGGCCAACAAUCAAUAUUACAUUGGGUAAAUGAUAAUUACCCUUCUAUAAUGGUAACUUAACUCAGUGAAAAAAUCCAAAAAUGUA
Psylliodes chrysocephalus is the source of this 2151-nucleotide messenger RNA. The record is from the annotation of a GenBank genome assembly. NCBI's taxonomy places the organism in Eukaryota, Metazoa, Arthropoda, Insecta, Coleoptera, Chrysomelidae.